AUGGCAGAAAAACAAAUUGACAGCACAGAACCUAUUAGUGAAAUGGACUCACAUUUAAAUUUGCGGUAUGUUAAAGGCGUAUGGACACGUUUUAGAAAUAAACUGAAAGAGGAAAUUGAAAAAGCAUCAGAAUUGUUAAACGGAGAAUCUGAGGAAUGUGAUUUGAACGGAAAAAUAGACAGUGCUUCGUCAUUCAUGGACAAAAUUAAUUUAUAUCGAGAAAAGGUAGAGAAGCAAAGUGAAAAACUAGUAUUAUCAAUGGGAGAUAGCGAUGAAAUCGACACGAUUGUGGAUGAUGACUGCAGUUUGUGUUCCAGUGCAAUGGACAUAUAUGUAGAAUUGAAAUAUUUCUUGAGUAAGCUGUAUCAUGCAAAAGAAAAAAUAGAAGAAAAACCACAGGAAGAUACAGACACCCAUAUGUUAAUACAACUACAACAAAAUAUGCAAGAAUUGAUAUCUUCACAAAUGAAUCAGCAAGAACUUGCAAAAAGGGCAGAAUACGAAAAAUUGUCAGCAGUAAAACUACCGAAAAUAGAUAUGAUAUCUUUCGCAGGAGAUAAAACAAAAUGGAUUGAAUUUUGGGACUAUUUUCAAAGUGCUGUUCACAAAAACAAAAAAUUAUCAGAUGUUGAAAAAUUUACCUACUUGAAAGGAAAGUUAUAUGGGGAAGCAAGAAGUUCUAUCAGUGGAUUAGCAAUGACGAAUGACAAUUACCAACAAGCUAUUGAUAUUUUAAGAAAAAGAUUUGGAAAUAUUGAAGAAAUCAUAGAAAUUCACUACAAAAGAUUAAUCAACAUUCCACCAGUUACAAACAAAGUCAGCAAUUUGAGGAUUUUCAUAGAUGAAGUAGACCAACAUUUUAGAAGUUUAAAAGUAUUAGAUCAAAGUAUUAAUCAAGAAAUUAUAGUAUCAAUCGUCAGGUCAAAACUACCGGAAGAUGUCUUGUUGCACUUGGAAGUGCAGAAAGGUGUUCAUGAAAAAUGGACAGUUGAAACUUUGAGCCAACAACUUAAUGACUUUAUUGUUGCAAAAGAAAGAGCUAUGAAAGAGUCAGAUAUCAAAAAUCGAAGUGUCAUUAACAGUACAGUUUAUGGAGGAAACAACUUCAGAGGGAGUCGUACGUCACAUGAAUUAAAUGAUAGAAUGAAACAAAGCAAAGAACAAAAAUCAAAUGAAUUAUCUCAUCUAAAAAACACAUCUGCUGCAGCACUUACAGCAAGAGAGAAAACUGAUUCCAGAUAUCAACCACUGAAAAAAUGCCGCUACUGCUCAAAUAUUCAUUGGAGUGAUGAAUGUAAAAAAUAUGCUACCGUAGCUGAUAGAAAGAAAUUAUUAAAAAAUUCAUGCUUCAAGUGUUUGAGGGUCGGUCAUCAAGCAAGAGAAUGCAAAACAAGAAAUAAAUGCUAUCAUUGCAAGAUAGUCAAUGUACAUCACAGCAGUUUAUGUCCGCAAAAAUUUCCACCGCUAUUCAAAUCUUAUGAAAACGUCCAAAUGGUCGAAGAAAAAGAGAACGUAAACCAUGCUUACCCAAAUAUUGAGCCAGGUCUUCUUUCAUCAAAUGAAACAGUUUUGAUGCAAACAGCAACAACACAAAUACGAAAUAAGGAAAAUGGAAAAUAUGAAAACGUCAGAUUAUUGUUAGAUUCUGGAAGUCACAGGACAUAUGUUUCAGAAGACUUGGCAACUAGAUUAAACCUUAAAUCUACAGGAGAACAAAACAUACAGGUGAUAACUUUUGGGAGUAAAAAUCCAAAGCCUAUCAAGACAAAAACCACAACAUUACAAUUAAAAAAGACAAAUGGACAAUAUAUGUCAAUUACUGCAAACAUUGUACCAAAUAUUACAGGAAAUAUCAGUAGAAAAACUAUAAACUUGACGUCACAGAAAAAUUAUGAACAAUUGACUCAAAACCUUACAAUGGCAGAUUGUUUACCAGCUGAAAGUGAAACUGACAGAUUAGACUUGCUAAUUGGAAAUGAUUAUUAUUUGGACAUUGUAAAAUCAGAUAAAAUUGAAGUGCAGUCUGGACUCUAUCUAUUGUCAUCAUGUUUAGGAUGGAUAUUAACUGGCAGAACAAAAGUAGAUGAAGAUGAAAUGUCAAAUCACACUGAUGUGAACAUGUUGAUUCUACAAUAUGGAAGCUCUGAAUCAAAUCUAUUUACCAGCGUAGAUGAAGCUUUGCCAACAAAACAUGAAUUAGAGGAUUUAUGGAGUAUUGAGUCACUUGGAAUAAAACCUGUUGAAAAUUCCGAAGAUGAGAUAGUCAUGUCAAAUUUUAAGGAAACAUUACAAUAUCAUGACGGACGGUAUUAUGUGAAUUGGCCAUGGAAAGAAAACAAGAAUGAUCUACCUACCAACCGUGAACUUGCAUUAGGGAGGCUUAAAUCAACAGUAACAAGACUACACAAACGACAUGAUUUGAUGGAAAGGUAUGAUAACGUUAUAAAAGACCAGUUACAAAAAGGUGUAAUCGAAAAAAUUGAUAAUACAUCAGAACACAGUAUUAAACAUUAUCUGCCACACCAUGCUGUUCUUACUCCCGAGAAAACAACUACAAAAUUGAGGGUCGUUUAUGAUGCAUCGGCAAAGACAAAAUCAACAAAUAAAAGUUUGAAUGACUGCCUUUACCGUGGAACAGUUAUGAUACAUGAUUUAUGUCAAAUGUUAUUGAGAUUCAGAUUACAUCAUAUAGGUAUAGUUGCAGAUAUUGAAAAAGCAUUUCAUCAAGUAGGAUUACAAUCAGAAGCUAGAGAUGUCACAAGAUUCUUAUGGUUAAAAGAUAUUGAAAAGGGAAUGUCAGACAUGUCAAAUGUAGAAGAAUAUCGAUUUUGCAGAGUGCCUUUUGGAGUUAUAUCUAGUCCAUUUCUAUUAGGUGCUACAAUUGAAUGUCAUCUUGACUCUUAUGAAAACGAAAUUGCAUCAAAACUGAAAAAUGAUAUUUACGUUGAUAAUCUUAUCACAAGUACAAGCACAGAGGGGGAAGCAAUACAUUUGUACAAUAAUUCGAAAAAAAUGUUCAAUGAAGCGUCAAUGAAUUUGAGGGAAUGGUCAACAAAUAACGAAAAUGUAAAAAACUAUAUACGUUCAGAAGAUAAGUCAAAUUCUAGAAUCAGCAAGGUACUUGGACACAUGUGGGACAUUGAAAAUGACACACUUGGAUUAGGCACUUCAAAAGUGUUUAGCAAGAAACUAAAUGUUACAAAAAGGAAUGUAUUAAAGCAAGUUGCGUCAAUAUUUGAUCCGUUAGGUCUGUUUUCACCGGUUACAAUGCAAGGAAAGAUAUUUAUUCAAAAACUAUGGAACAGAAAGCUUGACUGGGAUGAAAAUGUUAACGAAAAGGAAUUAAAAGAAUGGAGUAUAAUACAACAAAACUUAGAAAAACUAGAGUCAGUGAAAGUAAAGAGAUGUCUUUCAACACAAAACAAACAAAAGGAUGUAAAAAACUAUUUGGUGUGUUUUACAGAUGCAUCGAAGAAAGCUUAUGCUGCGGCAAUAUACCUGAUACAAGAAACUGAAAAUACGAGGGAGUCUAAUUUGAUAUUUGCAAAAACUCGAUUAGCACCAAACAAGGAGAUAUCAAUACCACGACUGGAACUUAUGGCUGUAUUGAUUGGAGUAAGAUGCAUGGAAUACGUUACAAAAGGGUUGAAAAUUAAUUUACACGGAAGGUAUUUGUUUUCAGACUCACAAUGUGUGUUAAAAUGGAUUAAAACAGAAAAAGGACUUAAUGUGUUUGUAAAAAACAGAGUAACAGAAAUAAAAAGUCAUAGAGACAUUGUAUUUGGUUUCAUAUCUACGAAAGAAAAUCCAGCUGACAUUGGAAGUAGAGGAAUUACAGCAAAUCAGCUAGAAUAUUGCAAGUUAUGGUGGCAUGGACCUAAGUGGCUAUCACAACCAAUCAAUCUGUGGAAAAGCAACAAAGUGAAUGAAAUGAUGCACGACUGUACAGAAAAAGAAUGUAUGUCAGAAAUAAAGAAUAAAGAAUCUAUGAUGAUAUCACAAACAAAAAAUGAAUGUGAUAUUGAUUGUAGUACGCCGUUUGGAAUAAACAGUGAAAAUUAUUCAACAGCUUCAAAAUUGUUUCGGGUGACUGCAUAUGCACAAAGAUUCAUCAAAAGGUUGAAGAAAUGUGAAAAAAUUGAAAAUGGUUCAAUAAAAAUAGAUGAAUUAGACUGUGCAGAAAAACAGUGGAUUUUACACAUUCAGAAAAAAUGGUAUAAACAUGUAUUUGAAUCGAUUCAAACAGGGUCGAGUUUAAAUAUAAAACAACAGCUUGGAGUUUACAUAGAUAAAAAUGGCUUACUUAGAUGUCAAGGCAGACUUGAAAACAUAAACCUUAGUGAAACAGCGAGAUAUCCAUAUCUACUGCCAGAAAAGGAUCAUGUUACUCGUUUAAUCAUUGAGAGGGUCCAUAAAAAGCAGCUUCACAGUGGAUUAUCUCAAACGUUAAGUGAAUUGAGAUACAAGUAUUGGAUUCCAAGAGGUCGCGCUACUGUACGCGGGGUGUUACAAAAGUGUAUAUUAUGUCGCAAAACGGAAGGCGGUGCAUUUAAAAUGCCGCAAAUGUCAGCCUUGCCGAAAGGACGUGUGACAGAGGCUACAGCUUUCACGAGAACUGGGUUAGAUUACUUAGGGCCUAUCAUGAUAAAAACUAAUGGGGAACCUAAAAAGGUUUGGAUUUGUUUGUUUACGUGCCUUGUUACACGUGCGGUACAUCUAGAAAUCGUAAUGGACUUUUCAACAGAAGAGUUUUUAUUAGCAUUGCGUCGAUUUAUUGCACAACGAGGGGCUCCAAAGGAAAUAAUUAGUGACAAUGCAAGUCAGUUCAAAUUGGCUAAAAAUACGCUAGAAUUAAUUUGGCAGAAAACAAUAAAAUGUGAUGAAGUUCAAAGUUAUGUAUCAAAUUGUGGAAUAAAAUGGACUUUUAUAGUAGAAAGGGCACCAUGGUUUGGAGGGUUUUAUGAACGAUUAGUUGGACUAGUAAAAAGGUCAUUGAGAAAAACAUUAUGUAACAAGUUGUUGACGAAUAUUCAGUUACAAACGGUAAUCAAAGAAGUAGAAAGUGUGCUUAAUUCAAGACCACUUGUUUAUGUUGACAGCGAUAUAAAUUCAACAAUUACAUUAACACCUGGACAUUUUUUAACACUUAAUCCUAAAACUGGAAUAUUUGAAGUUGAUGUUGAUGAAAGUGAUCCUGAAUAUGAUCCGUAUGAAAGUUCAGCCAAAAGAAUGUUAAAAAUAUGGAAAAAGGCACAAAAACAAAAACAAUGUUGA
This is a messenger RNA of Ruditapes philippinarum (Manila clam), 5274 nucleotides long. RefSeq lists its product as uncharacterized. The transcript has a single exon. The record is from RefSeq and is a predicted model, not a curated record. The coding region runs from base 1 to 5274 and encodes 1757 amino acids. Gene Ontology annotation, biological process: DNA integration. Lineage: Eukaryota; Metazoa; Mollusca; Bivalvia; Venerida; Veneridae. Gene Ontology annotation, molecular function: nucleic acid binding; zinc ion binding.